Messenger RNA from Oryzias latipes (Japanese medaka), 1085 nucleotides. The record is from RefSeq and is a predicted model, not a curated record. Lineage: Eukaryota; Metazoa; Chordata; Actinopteri; Beloniformes; Adrianichthyidae.
AUGCUUCCGGUCCGACCUCUUUUCCCUUCCGGCUUGGGUCUUUUUCUCUUUUAGCGGUGCACGUGCAAAGAUACAUCUGUUUUUUACCUGAAAGUAUUUUGUUAAACAUCUGGAGAGAUGGCUUCGUCGUUCGAGCAGAUGAGGGCGACAGUAGGGAGACUCUUACGGGGGAUCGACAGGUACAACCCAGAAAACCUCGUCACACUGGAGCAGUACGUGGACACGCAGGCCAGGGAGAACGCCUACGACCUGGAGGCCAACCUGGCCGUGCUGAAGCUGUACCAGUUCAACCCAGCUUACUUCCAGACUCCGGUGACCGCGCAGAUUCUGCUCAAGGCGCUCACCAACCUGCCGCACACAGACUUCACUCUCUGCAAGUGCAUGAUCGACCAGACACACCAGCAAGAGGAGCGCCCCAUCAGGCAGAUCCUCUACCUGGGGAACCUGCUGGAGACCUGCCACUUCCAGAGCUUUUGGACGAGUCUGGAGGAGAACCGGGAGCUCAUUGACGGCAUCGCCGGUUUCGAGGACUCCGUUCGCAAGUUCAUCUGCCAUGUGGUGGGCAUCACCUACCAGACCAUUGACCACCGGUUACUGGCUGAGAUGCUGGGAGACCCGCUGGACACGCAGGUGAAGGUGUGGAUGAACAAAUACGGCUGGACGGAGAACGAGGACGGGCAGAUCUUCAUCUACAACCAGGAGGAGAGCAUCAAGCCCAAGAACAUUGUGGAGAAGAUCGACUUUGAGAGUGUUUCCAGCAUCAUGGCCACAUCUCAGUGAGAAAAACAGCUUAAUAAAACAUCACACUCCUCCGUUUGAUCCCGAGGGGUCGCCUCUUCUCUGACCUGAUCGGGUUUUUGCUGACUUGACGGCAUCAGAAUCCGGAAGUGGCUGUGAUGAGAAGCCCCGCCCCCUCACGUGAAGGUGUUGGAAAUGAUCCCAAAUGAUUUCGUUUGAGCUCUGUACAUAUUCCAACAGAGCAGUGGGACUUCAUGAAGUGAAUUAUGGAAAACCGGUGUGGGAUUUAGGUGAGGAUCUGCUCAGGCUUUCCUGUUUUUAUCAAAAUAAAAGCCUGUCAAUGGUCA